Messenger RNA from Olea europaea var. sylvestris, 630 nucleotides. RefSeq names its product methylesterase 17-like. Gene Ontology annotation, biological process: salicylic acid metabolic process; jasmonic acid metabolic process. The transcript has 4 exons. The record is from RefSeq and is a predicted model, not a curated record. Lineage: Eukaryota; Viridiplantae; Streptophyta; Magnoliopsida; Lamiales; Oleaceae. Gene Ontology annotation, molecular function: methyl indole-3-acetate esterase activity; methyl salicylate esterase activity; methyl jasmonate esterase activity. Bases 1 to 630 code for a protein of 209 amino acids.
AUGGGGCAAGCUAGCAUUGGAGGGGGAGGGUGGUGCUGGUAUAAAAUUAGAUGCCUAAUGGAGAAUUCCGGCUACAGAGUUACAUGUAUUGACCUCAAAGCUGCCGGCGUCGAUCAAACCGAUCCCAAUACAAUUCUUUCAUUCGAAGAGUACAACAAGCCGCUCAUCGACUUCUUGUCAUCCUUAGACGACAAUGAAAAGGUGAUGUUGGUUGGACAUAGCGCCGGAGGGCUUAGUUUGACGGAUGCAAUUCACAAGUUUGCAAAGAAAAUCAGCCUUGCAGUUUUUCUUGCAGCCACCAUGCUGAAAAUAGGCUUUGUCACUGACCAAGAUAUCAAAGAUGGAGUACCGGAUCUUUCCGACUUUGGAGGAAUUAAUGAUGUAUAUGACUUGGGCUUCGGAUUAGGGCAGGAUCAUCCUCCAACCACUCUGAUUGUCAAGAAAGAACUGCAGAGGAAAAUCAUUUAUCAAUUGUCGCCUCGAGAGGAUUCGACAUUAGCAGAAAUGCUUUUGCGGGCGGGGCCAAUUCAUGCAUUGACAUGUGCACAAUUUACAGAAGGGGAGAAUUCUGAGCAGGUUCCUCGUAUUUACAUCAAAACGACACACGAUCAUGUAGUAAAACCUAUCUAA